AUGUAUCUGUCAGCCGAGGCUGUGGCUAUUGCCUUGCCCACGCUGCAAUUCGGAGCAGUUCGUGGCCAGCAGCUUAAGCCCAUGAUUCUCGCAGAUACCAACCGCGACGGCAUCGUGGAUGACAGCGACGCCACGGAUAGAGCAUUCUGGACCUCUUCUCGCGGCGCAAUCUUCCUACCAAACGUCGGCGACUCUCUUAACCGUUGUCCUAAUCAGGAUCUUCAGGGAAAUCCUCUCAGCAAUCACGAAUUAGCAUCUUGCCACGAUGCUUCGGGCCACCUACUCAUUGAGCUAAGCCUGGUUGCUCCCCUAAAGACGAUCCCAUUGGAAGUUUCAAACGACACUAUUGCCCAUAUCUACGCCACGCCUGACGCCGCAUUUGAAAGAGUUCAUCUCUUUUACAUGAACGAUUCCUUUGUGGAUCCCGAGUUUACCUUCAACGCAAGCCAUGUCCAAGCCGGCAUCACUCUCGGAAUCGAUGGGCGCGAGUUUUUGAAGGAUUUGACAAGAUGGGACGGCAAAGUGAGGGUGCAUUUCGAUGUUCACACUAACAGCACUAUCAUUUCCGACGCCGUUGAGCUCAGGGUGGCCCCAGUUCUUACACACCACCAUCUCCAACGUUACAGCGCCUUUGUCAGUACCGCAGCAAACGAGUCCGAUCCCAUACAGCUCGGUUUUAGCGGCCAACUUGAUGAAGUGCGGAAGGCAGCAGGGAUACAGGAGCCAUUAUAUCUGUUCAAUCAGAGUGACGAUAUUUGGGCACAGGAUUUUGUUGAACCGGCGUAUGCUAGCAUGCCUGGACCCAACGGCCAACCCAUCUCCCUCAGAAUUAUGCUGAGAUCAGCGCAGUCGGUCCGCGCUGCUGGACGACAGGUCUUUGAGCAGCUUCGCGGGAAAGGUGUUGGCGGUUUCCAACCUGAGGGCGGACGUGGCGGCUACGGCGACCGAGAGAUUAACGCAUACGGCAAUCUCGAAACAAUCCCACCCUACACAUCCAAGAGUGGAGUAAAAUAUCCCGCCUGCCGGAUCAUCCAUGGCAAGCAUUACGACAAGAUGCCAACGGAAGCGACUGUUGCCUUCUUGGAAGGCCAAGAGCUUCAAAACCCUCUUUUCCUUGAGUCCGGCUGGCUACUCAUCGGCCAUGUUGAUGAGUUCGUCCAGUUUCUACCUUCCAACGAAACGGGCCUUGGCUUCACGAUUGGUAUCACUGACACCACGUCCGCCCUCGACUUGCUCAGAAAUACCUCAGCGGCGGGGCAUGUUGGUGUGCGGGCGAUUUCUUUCAACGGAUCCGUUGAAAGCUCCUCUUCUAUCACGAUAGAAGAGCUGACCAUGACGAUCGAUGAGCAUCUUGCUAAUGAGAUAUUUCACGAGGUCAACGCUUAUGCGCAAAGGCAUAUUGAUGCUAAUUUGGGAAUCUUGCUCGCCGAGAUACCUAUCCUUCGAGACCAUGUGAUUCGCAUCCCCUCGCUUUUCAAGGCUCCCAAGGUGUCCUCGCUCUCCUCUUUUACUGAAACAGUGACGAACGGCGAGUAUUUGCUAGUGAGUUUCAGCCCGGCGGCUAUCAACGGCGUCGUGUUGGGCAACUACUACGUAAGUCCCAAGACUUGGGGCCCGGUGGUCGAGGGACAAGACAUCUUGGAGGUUGCCAUCCGGGAGGCAUACGCAAAGGCUGGCAUGGAAGUCAGGUUUGUGGACGAUUUCAUGUCACAUCACCACACGUUCGGUGAGGUUCAUUGUGGAAGCAACACAUUCAGGGAGACGGACGUAGCGUGGUGGGAGUAG
Messenger RNA from Colletotrichum aenigma, 1785 nucleotides. RefSeq names its product Protein-arginine deiminase type-4 (gene Padi4). The record is from RefSeq and is a predicted model, not a curated record. The transcript has 2 exons. The coding region runs from base 1 to 1785 and encodes 594 amino acids. Lineage: Eukaryota; Fungi; Ascomycota; Sordariomycetes; Glomerellales; Glomerellaceae. Gene Ontology annotation, molecular function: protein-arginine deiminase activity; calcium ion binding. Gene Ontology annotation, cellular component: cytoplasm.